AAUUUCAAACAUCUUCAUUUGUAUGUUUCAAAUAAUAAAGGAGAUACAGCAAUUUGAGCAAAAGAAAUACUGCUUUCUUUAUCAUAUUAUCUACUUUAUCUUCAUUAUUGUACGGAAUACCUCAGAUAAUCAAUAUUGUAUAUUGUCAUUAUUAUUGCAAUCUUGCAUUAUACCAUCACAUGUUAGACGAUACAACUUUUAUCAACAUGCCUAUACGAGGCAUGUAUUGUAUAGCUACACUCUAUAUUAUCACGUACAGCCAAUCAUUAUAUUGCCAUGCGUUAUAUUGCCUACUCGAUUAUAAUUCAAUAAAUUUUUGUUAAAAUAAAUAAAAAGGCAUAAAUUUUGUUUUCUUAGUGAAAUAAUACUCUAUCGUAGAAUAUUUCCAUACUGUAACUGUUAAUUAAAAUUUUUCAUCCUUUAUAUAUAUUUUUAAUAUGAAAGGUACGAUCGCGGCCAUUAUGAAUUUAACAACGUCAUAGCUUCAGUAAAGGAAUUUCAGACCAUGAUAGUUGAACGUGGCACAAAUUCUCGUUUCGUAGUGUGUGUAGAUUUAACUGUUUUUCUUUGCUAAAGUUAGUUUUCUUGUAUUCUAAUCUAUGAUGGAUAUUUGUAAUAAGUUAGAAUCGUACACAAAAGUACUCUAUGGCUAUUGAAAGCUAGUCAUGAAUUUCGGAAUUGUAGAAUGUCCGUUGCGUAGGUCGAAAAUAACAUACGCCACGGGCGCCAUUGAGUUGCGCCAUCUGGAUAACAUUACGAAGAAAUUACAUUAGCGAGAGUUUGGAAAAACUUUUGAAUAACAUUAUUACUCGCCCCGAGAACGAGUAUUGUAAGGUAAAAUCGACGAAUUUAAAAAUUGGUGUAACACACACCAAUCACACUUAUAUUAUGUUUAAGUGUUGGAGUACAUACUCCUUAUGAUUAUAUUUACUUAACCUCAAUUUUAAAUGAAAAAUGAAUACCUGCGAUUAUGAAAAUGUAAUUUCAUAUUUGUCGUAUGUCGAAAAUAAAGAAACUGAAUCUUUUUUAAGCAAAAAGAUUGAAUACAUCAAGAAUCUUACAUACAACAGUGUAGAUUUUAGAACUUUGAAAAUAUCGAUAACAACUACGGCUCUUAAGUAAUGAUAAUACGUAUUUUAAUUGUUUGAACAUAUUUUUAUCAAUUUUGUAUGAAUCACCGAAUUUGUAAUAAUGAUAUAUAGUAUAUACACUAGUUUUGUAUAAAGUUAGGGGGGAAAGUAUAGGUGUUAAACAUACAACAUGUAUAAACAACAUGACAGAAAGGUCAUUCAAAUUUUGAGCAUACAUAUUUGAAAUAUAUAUGUACGAUGAAAAGAAUUUAAAUAAGUGGAUCAAAGAUGCAGCACAUUGAAAUUAGUAACAAGGAUCAUAAUUAUAGUGAAGUAAAAUCAGAUAAUUUUCAACAUAAUAAUAGUAAUGGUCAAACUGUAUGUGACAGUGAUGUUAAAACAACAGUGUGUAAAUCCAGUAAAGAAACGUUUGGACAAAUUAAAGACAUAAAUGAAUUAAAGAAGAUCACACCACGUGUGAAAUUAUUGACUCAUGAUGCUAAUAGUUUAAAUGAAUUAACCAAAAUUUCAUUGCACAAUAAAAUAUCUGCACAAAAAAAAUUAUCGAUUUCGGAGCAAACAAAACAAACAUUAAAAAAAUAUUGUAGGACUUGUGCUGGUUUAAAGCUUCCAUUAGUUGAUAUUUUUAGUGAGAAAGGUAUGCAAAUGAGAUUAAGUCAGCAAAUUAAACACUUAGAAGAAAUAAAUCCAUAUGACAGUUUAUCGACUCAAAUGUGUAUGGACUGUAUUUGUGAUUUAAAAAUGAGUUAUAAAUUUUUCAUGCAAAUUAAAAAAGCGGAAGUUAAAUUAAAAUCCAUUCAUAUUAGUCUAACUGAUACAGCAACAAAGAACAUAGAAGUAAAUAAGAUACAACCUGUAGAGAGUUCAGAAAAACAGGUAGAAAAUGUGGAAUGUAAUUCUAUCAAUCCGUCUACAAGUAAGGAACAUAAUGAGCAGGUACUUGUACCGAAAGUACCUACAAAUGUUUUAUUAAACGUUGAACCAGAAUCUUCAAAAGAUGAAGAAAUUAGUAUUGAAGAAUUCGAAAGUAAACCUGAACUUGAAAUUUUUGAGGAAACAAUAGUCCAGCAUAACAGCGAUGACAAUGAAUCUAUAGAAGAAUUUGAUCCAGAUGAUCCUCCUUUUCAACCUGAUAGUUCUGAUGCAGUAGAAUCUGAUGAUGACAUAGAUCUACAAACACCAGUUAUAAAAAGACGGAAUAUUCAACAGAAAGAAAUUGUUACAAAACAUUGUUCACAAGCAAUGCCUAUUCAUGAUCAUAAAUCAAUUUCAGAUAAUGGAAAUACUGAUUUUAAUCAAACAACAUAUAAGUAUGAUUCGUGUCUAAAAGCAUACAUUAAAGUUGAGAGUAUAGAAGGUAAUAAUCUUUCUUCUGAACCACAAAAUAUAAUUAAGACAGAAUCUGUAUGUAAUACUGAUAGUACAAAAGAAUCCACGAAACAACCAAACAUAUUAAAACGAAGACUUUUAUUACAAACUAAAAAAGAUUUUUCUGAAGAAACAGAUGAAAGUAUUCAUCAGUCUAGUGUUUCUGAAAAAGGUGGAAGCCAUAAAGAUUUUAAAGUACAAAAAUUAGAUGUAAAUAAUUCUUUGAACAUUAAUAGCAAUCAAGAAGAUGGAAUUAUGUAUGUUACAGUAAAGGGAUCUAAGCCAAAUGAAAUAUUAUUAGUAAAAGUUAAAAAAAUGGAUAAACCAUUAGAAAAGAAAGAUGAUAAAUCUUUAGGGAAAAAAAAUUUUGAUAUAAAACCAAUGGAAAAAAUUUUUAAACGCUAUGAAACAUUAGUUACAAAAGAAAAGGAUUUAUUUCCCGAACGGACAAAAAAAUCGGAAAUAAGAGAGCAGAUUAUAGAAGAACAAAUAGAAGAGUAUAAAAAAAAACGGGAGAAGGUAUUAGGUGGGCAUGCUAGUAUUUCACUUCCUUUAAAGCCUGACGAAACACAAACUCGAUACUUUAAACGUAAUGAAAGCCAAGAUAACCAGAAAUCUUCCACGCAAACAGAAAAUGAUUUGAUUGCAAGUGUAUGUGAUAAAAAUGAAAAUGAAUCUAAAAUGAAUGUUACUAAAAAUGAAAAUGAAACACUGAAUGUUGUAGAACCAGUAAAAGAAAAAUCUAGUAAUGAAAAAGCAUAUGUAAAUACUGAAGAGUAUUUAUCACGUUUAGCAAAACUUAAAUUAAAAUGGGAAGAAGCAAAGAAGAAAAAGGAGUCUCUUCAAAAAGAACUCGAUGAGUCUUACACAGAAGGAAAUAUUGAAAAGUUGGCAAGAAUUUUGGGAGAAAAAGAAAAAAAUUUGCAAGAUUUUCAAGAUUAUUUGAAGCAACGUAAAAUUGUGAUUACAAGAUUAAAAGAUGAAGAUAUUAUUUCUCUUUAUGAAGACAGAAAUAAUGCAGUGCUUAAAAACAAUUUACCUGAUUUAAUAGAUGAAAGUCAACCAGCAGAUUAUAUUCCAGAAGAACAUUAUUUGGAAUGCGAUUACUGUCCAGAAACAUUUGCUUCUAAAGACAUACUUGAGGAACAUUUAAAAAUGCAUGAUUAUAAAAUUAUGCAUUUUUGUGAAGAUUGCUUGGAAGAAUUUCCAACAAAUAAAGCAAAACGAAAUCAUAAUGUAGUCUGUAUAAAAAAGUUGUUAUGUAAGUAUUGUGACAUGAUAUUAGAUUCAAAAGGGAAAAAACGCCAGCAUGAACAAAAACAUUGUGACAGUAUGUAUGGUCAAUUAUGUGAUGUAUGUGGUGAAAAGUUCAAACAUCAAGGAACACUGGAUCAGCAUGUAAAAACGCAACACAUGAGUUGGGAGAAAAUAUAUCAAUGUCCAAAGUGUCCAAAAAAAUUUGCAUUCAAACAGAAACUUAGUUUUCAUUUAAAAUCUGUACAUACAACGUUAAGGGCCUAUUUAUGCGAGGAUUGCGGAGCAGACUUUAAAAAUCCUGCGAGUCUUAGACAUCAUAGAAUACGUAAACAUCAACCAGUAGGCAAUAAAAGAGAAUGUCCAGUUUGUCAUAAGUUAGUUCCGUUUUAUAGCCUGUCUAAACAUAUGCAUACUCACAAAGCAUAUACUAUUCAAUGUCCACAUUGUGAUAAAAUGUUUAAAAAUAGUUCCACUUUAAAACAACAUGUCAGAAUUCAUGAAGACCAACGUCAAUAUCGAUGUGACACUUGCGGAGUUGGAUUCAACAGGCGAGAUGGUUUAAGAUUGCAUAUGAGAGUGCAUGAAAAAACUGAUAGUAGAGGACUGAAAGAAUGUUCAUGUCAAGUGUGCGGUGAAAAGUUCCCAAAUCAUUCAACGCUUGUUAUACAUCGAAAUCGGGUUCAUAAAGAUGGUAGACAAUAUACAUGUCAUAUAUGUAAUAGAUCAAUGAUUUCAACUAGAUCUCUGGAAUGGCAUAUGUCUCACAUACACAAUGAGUCCCUUCCUGGUGUUAUAAAAGAAGAUGUGGAUGGAACACCAGAAAAGAAAAGAGUAUCAUGUUAUCACUGUAAUAAAACAUUUAAAACAGAAAUGAUUUUAAGAACGCAUAUAAAAAACACUCAUAUGGAGAAAGAUCCAAUGAAAUGUUUAGAUUGUGAAUUAACAUUCAUCUCUGAAGUAAGAUUAAGACAUCAUAUGAUGGUGACACAUAACAGACUAGAAGGAACUUUGGCAUGUCCACAUUGUCCCAAAAGAUUUGUGAAUCAACUUAGGUUGAAAACACAUAUGAUAUCUCAUUCUGAAGAAAGACCAUAUACAUGUGAAAUUUGUGGAUUUAAUUUGAAAACAAAAAUACAAUUGAUUAAACAUCAUCAAAAUAGACAUAGCGAUGAAAGACCUUUACAGUGUAGAUAUUGUCCUUGGAGAUGUAAACAAGUUAGUGCUCUUGUAUGCCAUGAAAGAACUCAUACGAAUGAACGACCAUACUCUUGCAGCGUGUGCAGGCAACGUUUUAAAUAUUUAGGUGACAAGAAUAAACAUGAGAGGAGACACGAAAGUUUAGGAGGAUCUGGGUUUAAAAGAAUAGUGCCUGGUAGAAACAUUAAACCUAAAGUUCAAGAAGAUUCUUCUUGUUCUGAACAUGAACAGGAAAGUUUAACUAAUGCUGAACAUCAGAUCACUGAAGGUGAAUAUGAGGAACAAACUAAUCAGCAAUUCGAAGAAGAGCAGAUAGUUAAGUUUGAGGAACAAGAAAUAGUGAAGUUUGAAGAACAAGAAAUAACAGAAGAAUAUGAGCAAGUAUAUGAACAGGAAUAUGAAGAAACAUCUAGGGAAGCUUCGGAUGCAGCAGAAGUGAUAAUGAACAUGGAAGAUACCACUGUCUAUACUGAAGAAGUAACAGCAGAUAAUAUUGAACCUACAGAAAUAAUGACAGAUGAAAUUAUGACAAAUGAAAUAUUACAAUCAGGUGCUGUGGUUCAUCUGCAGCAAGAAGAUGAUUCAGGAAAGAUACAAGUGAUCCCAGUUAUGUUGUCUUUGCCUGAUCUAUCUGAUGCAAAUACAGAGGUCAAUUUAGCUACAGCAUCCAUUAUGUAUAAUAACUGAAUUUAGUACCGUGUUCUAUAUAUGCGAUAUUCUUUGUAAAAAAGUGACUUCUACAAUUUCAUUGUGGUUAAUUAUACAUUUAAAUAACUGUUUAUUUGGGAUAAAUUGUAGAGACUAAUCACAUUCCCAAAUACAGUAUAUUCUGAAAUGUGUAUUUCCUUAAAACAUACAGUACAGUCUGCUUAAGCGUCUGCAGCUAUAUAGUGAAGUUUUGUUACAUGACUCUUUUUUGUGUGGCCCUUUGAGCGAGGAAAGCAAGCCAUCAACAAUGGUAGAAGGUCCGUGUAUAUGUUCACUUCUAUCAUUUUUUCUCUUGCAAUCCCAUAUAGGGUUAUAUAGCAGCACUGCAUUGUAUUUCAAAUGUUCAAAUAUGCAAAGAAGAAAGAGCGUCCGAGAGUGAGAUAUCAAUAAUCAGCACGAGAACUUGAUCUCAAGCUGAUAGUUUGUACAGAACAACAUAUUAGAUGUCGAAAACUUGAAGCUCAUUCUGUUAAUUCAAUUUACAUGAUAAGAAUUAUGUCAGACGCUCAAUUAGACUUUACUAGAUAUAAAUUUCAGACUUUUAGAACAGACAUGACCAACUGUAGUUUCUCAUUACACUGACUUGUAGGAGAACAUCCUGCGGUGAUAGACCAUUUAAAAGUGAGAACUGUACAGUUGUCGGCGAGAAUGCACUUGGUCGAGUCUGUUUUAGGAUAUUAACUAUACACCCAAAGGUCAAAAUAACCUUUUGCUAUUAAGGUUACAGUUUUGCAAAGUUAUUUUACUGUAUGAAAAUACUUAGUAAAACCAAGUUAAGAAUGUAAAAAUAAUGGUAAAACAAAUUUUAUCCUCAUAAUGCUUUCAAUACAACAUUUUUUGUUUAAUUAUAAAGAAUAAAUAAAAAUAUCUGU
Molecule: messenger RNA, 6493 nt
Organism: Megachile rotundata (alfalfa leafcutting bee)
Lineage: Eukaryota; Metazoa; Arthropoda; Insecta; Hymenoptera; Megachilidae
Biological process (GO): regulation of DNA-templated transcription
Cellular component (GO): nucleus
Molecular function (GO): zinc ion binding; DNA-binding transcription factor activity, RNA polymerase II-specific; RNA polymerase II cis-regulatory region sequence-specific DNA binding
Source: RefSeq, a predicted model, not a curated record